Dibothriocephalus latus is the source of this 513-nucleotide messenger RNA. Lineage: Eukaryota; Metazoa; Platyhelminthes; Cestoda; Diphyllobothriidea; Diphyllobothriidae. The record is from the annotation of a GenBank genome assembly.
AUGCAAGACUUUGACUACAGUAAAGUGGCUCUAUCGGGGACUGAUAGCAAACUGAACGUCAUCCGCCUAAUUGGUGGUGAGGAUGCUGUGGAACAGGCAAUCUCUCUGGCCUGGUGUCGCCAUCACAUCAUUGUUGCUACCCCCGGCCGCCUGUUAGAGCACAUGAAGCAGUCGCCUGGCUUUGCUCAGCAUCACCUCUCCACAAUGAAGCACCUGGUCCUAGAUGAGGCUGAUCGUAUGCUCAGCAUGGAGUUUGCCGAUGAUAUUGACGCCCUCCUAAACGUUUUUGCGAGACCGGUGGCCUUGCUAGCACCCUCGAAACACCCAAAUAGAACUACAAAAGGACAGACGUACUUAGAUAGGAUUCAGCACAGAAGGGAAGAGAAGGAGGAGACCACAGAAGAUGGUGGCAAAAAAGAAAAUACUUACCAACACAAGGGUGCCCGAUUCCCGCAUCCUCAGACCCACCUGUACACUGCUACUAUGACCAAAGAUGUUGGAAAGCUGCGUCGC